AUACAGUGUCCUCUAGGGGCGGUAAUCACAGCACCAGCUCUCAGUUACCCGGAGAGUAAACACAGAAGGAGAGGCCAGGGUUUGAGUUCACAUGGUGGUGAAGUAAAGAUAAUGUCGCUGGUGUUUGGUCGGUUUGCCCUUCAGUCCUCUGGAGCUGUGUCUAAUCUGAACUCCUGCUUAUCCCGGGCUCUCUCCCUCACAGCACAGCAGAACACAGUUGUUGUGGAGAGAUGGUGGCAGGUUCCCCUGUCCAAGGAGGGCAGUCCUCCCAGACUGUAUGGCCGGCGGCAUAGAAUCUACCGCAUGGUUGAAGACACAAAACACAAAUCUCAGGAGAAAAUGGAGCUUCUGCUUACACAGACUGUGCCCAAGCUUGGUGGACGGGGGGACACAGUGACUGUGAAAAAAUCAGUCGGUCGAAACAAGCUGCUGCCACAGGGCCUGGCUGUUUAUCCAUCUCCCGAAAACAAAGAGAUGUUCAAUGAGGAGAGAAGGGCUCUGCGAGAAGGAAAACAAGAGGACCGACUCCAGACCCGGACUGGAGAGCUGACUGUGGAGUUUCUAAAGAAAGCUAAACUUGAAAUCGGAAUGCCCACCUCCAUUCAGUAUGAACUCACAAAAGAAAUAGUUUGCCGGAAUUUUUUGCGAACACUUGGUGUGGUUGUGCCAACUCAUGCUCUGACACUACCAGAAGAGCCAAUUACAGGGCUGGGAGAUUACUGGUGUGAAGUCAGGGUGAAUGGACUGGAUGCAGUACGAAUUCCGAUGUCUGUGGUGCCAUUUGUGGAGCCAAGGCAAAGGAAGCUUCUAAAGAAAAUGCAAGAAGAACAGCAAACCAACCCAGAAUAAUCAACUUGCUUAGAUUAGUUUGUUAGUGUCUGCAUGUCUGAUUUCUGUCUGUUUCAAUAAAUGUUAAUACAUGGGGUGCCGAAGUAAACAAAACU
Messenger RNA from Astyanax mexicanus (Mexican tetra), 944 nucleotides. It is a transcript of the gene mrpl9, whose product is annotated as mitochondrial ribosomal protein L9. The record is from RefSeq and is a predicted model, not a curated record. Gene Ontology annotation, molecular function: structural constituent of ribosome. The transcript is spliced from 8 exons. Bases 112 to 849 code for a protein of 245 amino acids. Lineage: Eukaryota; Metazoa; Chordata; Actinopteri; Characiformes; Acestrorhamphidae. Gene Ontology annotation, cellular component: mitochondrion; ribosome. Gene Ontology annotation, biological process: translation.